This is a messenger RNA of Botrytis fragariae, 516 nucleotides long. RefSeq lists its product as uncharacterized. NCBI's taxonomy places the organism in Eukaryota, Fungi, Ascomycota, Leotiomycetes, Helotiales, Sclerotiniaceae. The record is from RefSeq and is a predicted model, not a curated record. The transcript has 2 exons. Bases 1 to 516 code for a protein of 171 amino acids.
AUGGGAAAUCACUCAUAUUUGCUGCCCAUCAGGGCCAAAGAUACACGGAGUGUGGUUCAGAACGCUUUAUCUCAAGAAAAUAUCGAAUCUCGUCCCGCUGCAGAUGUUCACUCGGAUCAAAAGACAUUUGAUGUAGCAGGUUCUCCUGAGCCUUAUUCUCCUCAUGCCCCAAUAGAAUCUGCUGCUACCUCGAACGAUGACGCGCCCCAAUCUCGACUCCCAUUGCGACAUAACAAUAAUGAACAACAAGACUCUGUCGGCGAUACUAGAAUCAAAUCAGACAAGCUGGAAAUGAGCGCAAAUGAUUCGACCGACUCUCAAAGUUCUCCGAAGAAGAAGACAAAUGGUCGCGUUCUCUAUUGCGAUAUCCUUGGCCCCGAUGGAACGCCUUGGUUGCCAAAAUUAUCAAGGAAACAAAGACAAAUGAAGAAGCGAUGGUAUCGUGCUGCUGUUCAAGCAAAGAUGGCUAAAGAUGAAAUGCUUGCGGCUGCAGAGAAAGAGAGAAUUCGAAAAUGA